Anthostomella pinea is the source of this 1218-nucleotide messenger RNA. The record is from the annotation of a GenBank genome assembly. Lineage: Eukaryota; Fungi; Ascomycota; Sordariomycetes; Xylariales; Xylariaceae.
AUGUCUGAACCCGUUCAGCUUUGGCUGGACUGCGAUCCAGGUCACGAUGACGUCUUCGCCAUCCUGCUCGGCGCAUACCACCCAGGCAUCAAGCUCCUGGGCAUCAGCACGGUGCACGGCAACGCCUCACUAGACAAGACGACCAACAACGCGCUAUCGGUACUGAAAGCCAUCGGCAAGCACGACGACAUAGCCGUGUACCCGGGCGCCGCGCAGGCGCUCCAGCGCGACCCCAUCCACGCGCCCACCGACAUCCACGGGGAGUCCGGGCUAGACGGCACGAGCUUGCUGCCGAAACCAGCCCGCAAAGCGCAAACGGACAAGUCGGCCGUCGACGCCAUGGCCGACGCGCUGCGCGCCACGGCGCCCGGCUCGGCGUGGGUGGUCGCCACGGGCGGCCUAACCAACGUCGGCGCGCUGUUUCAGGCGCACCCGGAGCUAAGGGCGCAUAUCGCAGGUCUGAGCAUCAUGGGCGGAGCCGUGGGCGGGGGCUUCACACCAGCAGUAAUGAGUCGCGUGGAUGAUCACGAGGCCGAGGAAGGACAAGAUGAGAAACAAGAGGCGCGCGUGGGCAACUACACGCGCUGGGCCGAGUUCAACGUGCUGAUCGACCCCGAGGCGGCGGCGCUGCUGUUGGAGGACCCCGUGCUGGCGCCCAAGACGACGCUGGUGCCGCUAGAUUUGACGCACCUCAUGCUGGCCACGCGCGACAUGCAGGAUAUGCUGCUGUAUGGACGUGGUGGUGAGGGCUCGACGGUGAGCGAGGUCGCGCGGGAGGACCGCGAGGAGGGAAGGGAGCCUAAGUCUAGGCUAAGGGUUAUGCUCAUUGAGCUGCUGAAUUUCUUUGCUGAGACUUAUCGCGACGUAUUCGGCAUAAUGGAAGGCCCGCCCCUGCACGACCCGCUAGCCGUGGCGGCGAUCCUCACAGGCACUUCGCACGAGAUCCCCUUCUACGACUUCGACCCCAAAUCGGCCGAGGGCCCGGAGCGGCGCGGGCGCGAGCGGUUUGCGGUAAAGGUCGUGACCGAGGGCUCGCUGGAUGACGCGCUGCACCGCGGCGCGCAGACGGGCCGCACACUCGUGCAGCUCCUACCGCCCGGGAGCGAGGGCGUGCGCAUCCCGCGCGGCCUCGACAUCGAGAGGUUCUGGCGCGUCGUCGAGGAGUGCUGCCAGAGGGCCGACGAGGCGAAUGCGCGCUUGGGCGGGGAGCUGAGGUAG